This is a messenger RNA of Filobasidium floriforme, 1974 nucleotides long. RefSeq lists its product as uncharacterized. The transcript has 11 exons. The record is from RefSeq and is a predicted model, not a curated record. NCBI's taxonomy places the organism in Eukaryota, Fungi, Basidiomycota, Tremellomycetes, Filobasidiales, Filobasidiaceae. Bases 1 to 1974 code for a protein of 657 amino acids.
AUGGGCUCGAAACUCAAGGCAUCCAAGUACCAACGCCAACCCGGCGACCACACCUACCCCUGGCACAGUCGCCGAGGCAAAAUCUCUCGACACCUCAUCAUCCUAGUCGCCCUAGGUCUCAACGCCUGCAUCGCCGGUCUGGCUCUCGUCGUUCAAUGGGUCGAUAUCACCGUCACCGACUCGUCCCUCCCCAAGAUCGGUAGCAUGAAGGCGACCUAUAGCUACAAAAGCUUGCUCGCUCCAGGUGCUUCGCUACUCGGUUCUAUCAACGGAUUCAUCUCAGGCGCCGCCAUCGCUACUCUGGUCACGGCCUAUGCGAAGCGACGAGGAUUGGGUCGCGGGAUAUCGUUCGAUGAGAUCGGUUCCCUGAGCCAAUUGUCAUCGGGAGGGCUGCCUAUUGCCUUCAGUCGAUAUGCCUUAGCCGGCUUGGUCUUCUUGGCUGCCGACUCCCUGACUCGAGCAAGCAUCGUCGCCUCACUUACACCCACCGAUGGUCGAAUCGAAGCCGACGCUACUACAAACCUGAGAGCGUUCAGUACUUAUGAUGACGCUACGAGGAAUAUAACGUGCACUUACGGACGGUCCCCGGACUACGGAUACGGCAACAAUUGCCCCAUCAACGACCGAUACGGGAUGAUGCUGGAUGCAGGUGUUCGCAAGCUGCUAUAUCAAACUCCUGAAAACUAUACUCGAGACGGUAUCACCUAUCCCAGCAGAUUAGCCGGAAUCGCCGGCUAUGUAUCGACACUCUCGUCGACACUGCUAGGCCAGAGCAGCUCGGGCGCCUUGAAGCUAGCUACGACCGAUACCAUCGUGACUACCUGUAUACCCCGUUCGGUCGUCACUGUCGAGUGUAAAGAUAACCUCGAAGGUACGGGAAUGAGUUGGAACAACCUGGGCAAAACCGACACAUCGGGAUUCAUGGACACGCAACAAGCGCAAUUUUGUGGACGCAACAGAGGCUGUGGCGAUAUCACGCAGCGACCCGACUAUACUGCAGGGUCCGUCUUCGUGUUCACGGACGACUACUAUGAGAACGGCGAUCUGCCUCUUGUUAUCGCCGCUACGGGCGAUUACGCAGCCCAGAUGGGAACGAGCAACAUCUAUUGUCGUAUCAGCAGUGAAGAGACUAUGGAGCCCAUUCAGAUCCGAGGCAAUGCAGUGCAGAGUUCCAACCUCAUCCGAUGCGAUCCAAUCGACCAACCCAGCUUGGCAUUCACGGAAACGAUCAAUUUUAUGGGUCAAAUGGCUAUGCAGAAGCAGCAGGGUGAAGACGGUCGUUUCGAGCUGUUCGGAUUGCUAGGUAGCCGCACGUCAAGCCAGGAAAAGAGCAAUCGGGUUGCCGAGCUGAUCAAGGAAAUGGUAGCCAUCGGCGCCACGGAAAUGUAUGACGACCUGCCAACAUCGACAUCCUCCGCUACAACGCGAUAUCAACUGACGUCCCCCAAACCUCGACUGGGUCAGAAAGGCAGCUUAUACGUCCUCUUCUGCAUUCCUCCGCUCGUAUAUUGUGCCCUUAUCCUCCUAGGCUGGCUCUGGCUCGGCUUCAGGUUCUCCGGCGCCGCCCAUUGGUCUCCUCUCAGUCCGGUCGACAUGGCCAUCGCUGGCAUCGCCGUCCCUUCCAACAGCUCGGCCAAGGUCGCUUAUGGAGGUCUCGCUGGCGCGCCCAUCAAAUGGGCAAAAGAAAAGGUCCGGGUCCGACUCGCAGAAGUCCAACAUGAUCGUCUGGGUCUGUCGAUCGAUGCACCCGACGUGUGUCCAAAACCGCAGAAAGGCCGCUACUACGGAGGUCCUUCCUUGCCCGCCCAGCCUUCGCCAAUUUUGUUCGACCCCAAACUAGGCUCACCCCAAUCAGCAGCCUUGUCUUCACCAUACUCCAGCCCCAGCGUCGGUCAAACCGAUUACAACCCUUACUUUAGCGGAGUGCCUAUCGUCCCCUCUGUGGCAUACUCGCAGGGUCAACAUCAGGUGUGA